GUUCAGGAUGGUUACGAACAAAAAUAUCCAGAAGAUUCGCCUGGGUCAGAAUGCGAUCCCACAGCCAGAAUCUGGCGGAUGUUCGCCGAUGAAUGUCAAGCCUAUGAUGAGGCAAAAUUUCAAGUUCUUCGGGACAACGUGGACGUACUCUUAGUGUUUGCUGGUUUAUUUUCUGCUGUAGUGACCACCUUCGUUGCGCAGACGUCCCAAAACUUGCAGGUAGACUACUCAGAGGUGUCUGCCUUCUUGCUUUAUGAAAUGGUCAAUAUCCAACGCGCCAUCGCCAGCGGUGCAGGGGUCGACUCUGUCUCUGCUUCGCCAUUGAACCCCACAAGCGUCUUUAUCCCUUCCGCUUCUGACCGCUGCGUCAAUGGCUUGUGGUUUUUGAGCCUUUCCCUGAGUUUGGUCACGGCCCUUGUCGCGGUGCUGGCCAAGCAAUGGAUACGACAGUAUAUGCUAACAUCAUCAGAAGCCCCGCGGGAUCGGUGCAGGAUUCGGCAAUUCCGUUAUAUCGGUUUUCAGGAGUGGCACGUCCCCAUCAUCGUCGGGAUUCUUCCAUUUCUGUUGCACAUUGCCCUUGCUAUGUUCCUAGCAGGAUUGGUUGUUUUUCUCCUAAACUUA
Molecule: messenger RNA, 621 nt
Organism: Guyanagaster necrorhizus
Lineage: Eukaryota; Fungi; Basidiomycota; Agaricomycetes; Agaricales; Physalacriaceae
Exons: 2
Source: RefSeq, a predicted model, not a curated record